UACACACCAUUUUUCUUUUUCCUUUUUUUUCCUCUAUCUAGGUUUUCUCUUUUUAAAAUUGCAUUCGGAAAGUGACUGCUACCUUUUUAGCUUCAGCUUCAGCUUCAGCUUCGGCCUCCAUCAUAUAGCUUUGCGCCUACACAUUAACAAAGAAAGCCUCUUCUACCACCCCAUAUCUAAGUAUCUAACCAACUCACAUAAUACAUAACCAACAAACUAACUAACUAACCAUUUCACAAACACAAACAAACAAUGAAGUACGUUUUGAUCAGUGGAGGAGUCGUUAGUGGCCUUGGGAAAGGCGUCACAGCAAGCAGCAUAGGAGUGGUUCUCAAAGCGUGCGGCCUCCGCGUAACUUCCAUCAAAAUUGAUCCGUACUUGAAUAUAGACGCUGGCACCAUGUCUCCGUUUGAGCAUGGAGAGGUUUUUGUUCUCGACGACGGAGGAGAGGUGGAUUUGGAUUUGGGAAAUUACGAGCGCUUCUUGGAUGUUACGCUUACGAAGGAUAACAACAUCACCACGGGGAAAAUAUACCAGUCUGUUCUUGAGAAGGAACGUAGAGGAGAUUAUCUUGGAAAAACUGUUCAGGUUGUUCCACAUAUCACUGAUGCCAUUAAGGAUUGGGUUCAAUCAGUAGCCGCAAUUCCGGUUGAUGGGCAGGAAGGGCCGGCGGAUGUUUGUGUGAUUGAGCUGGGUGGUACAGUUGGGGACAUUGAAUCUAUGCCAUUUAUUGAGGCUCUAAGGCAGUUGUCUUUUUCAGUGGGGCCUGACAACUUCUGCCUCAUCCAUGUUAGCCUGAUACCGGUUUUGGGUGUAGUGGGAGAGCAAAAAACAAAGCCUACACAACACAGUGUCAGGGAACUUAGAGCAUUAGGCCUGACCCCUCAUCUCUUAGCAUGUCGCUCUGCAGAGCCUCUUCUGCAAAAUACAAAGGAUAAACUCUCACAGUUUUGCCAUGUUCCAGUUGAAAAUAUACUGAAUAUCCAUGAUGUACCGAAUAUUUGGCAUAUUCCCCUAUUACUUAGGAACCAAAAUGCUCACCAUUCAAUUCUGCAGCAGCUGAACUUACUGGAAAAGGCUACAUCUCCUGCUUUACAGCAAUGGACAAAGAUGGCUGAGACAUAUGAUAAUAUUACUGAUUCUGUGAGGAUUGCGAUGGUGGGAAAGUAUGUUGGUCUAACAGACUCAUAUUUAUCUGUUAUAAAGGUGCGGAGUGGCUUGUUGCUAUUAUCACAAUGGAAUACACUAGUUGACUGGAUUGCAGCUUCUGACCUUGAAGAUGACAGUGCUAAAUCUACACCACAAGCAUAUGCUACUGCGUGGGAGACUCUCAAGAGGGCAAAUUGUGUCUUGGUUCCCGGGGGUUUUGGAGAUCGUGGUGUCAAAGGUAUGAUGCUGGCUGCCAAAUAUGCCAGAGAGAACAAUGUUCCUUACCUGGGCAUUUGCUUGGGAAUGCAAAUUUCUGUUAUCGAAUUUGCUAGAUCCGUUUUGGGCCUGGAAAGAGCAAACAGCGUAGAGUUUGAUGCCCAAACACCAAACCCCGUAGUGAUUUUCAUGCCAGAAGGUUCACGGACACAUAUGGGCAGUACCAUGAGGCUUGGAUCUCGAAGAACACUUCUACAGACACCUGAUUGUAUUACUUCUAAGCUGUAUGGCAAUUCAGCAUAUGUUGAUGAACGGCAUCGGCACAGAUAUGAGGUUAAUCCAGAUGUUAUCAGAACUUUAGAAGAAGCUGGACUGAAAUUUGUUGGGAAGGAUGAAACAGGAAAUCGGAUGGAGAUCUUAGAGCUUCCAAGUCAUCCAUACUAUGUAGGUGUGCAAUUUCAUCCAGAAUUCAAAUCCCGGCCAGCAAGACCCUCUGCUUUGUUUCUAGGUCUCAUAUUGGCAGCAACCGGGAAGUUGGAAGCAUAUGUUAGUAGACGUCAGAAUGGAAGUUAAUGUACUAUCUGGUACUAUAGGACCCAAUUCCGAUCAUGACAUUCUAAGACUGCAUAAAAUAUUGAUGGUUAUUCGAUAUGCAUAAUCGAGGUCUGAAGCAGAGCUCAUUCUUUUGCUACAUUGAAGAAGUUACUUUACAUUUGAAAGCUGACCAUUAACCUUUACAUUUCCAGACCUUACUGGCUUAUCUGUUAUUGUUUGAAAUUGUUUCCAUGUUGAGUUUACCACACCCCAAACGUGAUGAUUUUCAUGUAAGCUCGCCUCUCUGGUUAUUUUUCCCCCCCAAGAAAUGUAUGUAGGAGAACCAAGAGGUGAUAUAAGCAAUUUUUGUUUUGGAUUUGUUA
This is a messenger RNA of Arachis duranensis, 2282 nucleotides long. RefSeq lists its product as uncharacterized. Gene Ontology annotation, biological process: pyrimidine nucleobase biosynthetic process; CTP biosynthetic process. The record is from RefSeq and is a predicted model, not a curated record. Gene Ontology annotation, molecular function: identical protein binding; CTP synthase activity. The coding region runs from base 253 to 1938 and encodes 561 amino acids. Lineage: Eukaryota; Viridiplantae; Streptophyta; Magnoliopsida; Fabales; Fabaceae. The transcript is spliced from 23 exons.